AUGGCGUCCCGAUUGUACAUCGAGCAGAUUGGCAAGGACCUCCAGGAAACCACAGCCCAGCAGAGAAUCCCCCCAGGAGUGAGAAAAAACACCUGCACGGAGUGUGGGAAAACCUUCAGUAGCUGCUCAGCUCUUAUUACACAUCAGAGAAUCCACAUGGGCAAGACACCCUAUAGAUGCUGCGAGUGCGGGAAAAGCUUCAAUCGGAACUCGCACCUUAGUAGACAUCGGAGACUCCACACAGGACAGAGACCCUUUAAAUGCUCCGAGUGCGGGAAAAGUUUCAGCGUGAGCUCAAACCUUAUUGCACAUCAGACAAUCCACACAGGAACCAGACCCUUUACCUGUUCUGAGUGCGGGAAAAGCUUCAAUCGGAACUCAAACCUUAUUACACAUUUUAGAAUCCACACGGGCAGUAGACCUUUCACAUGUGCUGACUGUGGGAAAAGCUUCACUGACAGCUCAAACCUUACUCAGCAUCAGAGAACACAUGUGGGGGAGAGACCCUAUAGAUGCUCAGAGUGCGGGAAAAGCUUCACUCGGAGCUCAGACCUUAUUAGACAUGAAACAAUCCACACAGGAGACAGACCCUUUAAAUGCUCAGCGUGUGGGAAAAGUUUCAAUCAGAACUCACACCUUAUUACGCAUCAGAGGAUCCACAAGGGAGAGUAACCCCAUAAAUAGCUUGGCUAGGGCUGGCCGAAGUUUUUUUUUAUAAUACAUUUGCUAUUUCCCACAUAGUGACCUUUAAAGCUGUUUGCACCAUUUGCUUCACUGUGGUCCCUCAGCUCCCCCAGGUGAAUUGCCCGCUUUUGCUGCUCAUCUUUCUUUGGGGUGAAGCCCAUUGUCCGUUCUAUCAAUUCCUUGAUAUCCUGUAAGGCAUGGGAGUGUGUGCCCCUCCUGACAAGAAUGUCCGUCAGUCCCAGAUAGGGAGAUAGGGAUGACCUCAACUAGCUACAUUGAGGUAAAAUCUACUUGGACUUUGUCUCUACUAGGGUUUUCCGUGGAGUUAGCAAGCUUGAGUAGCUAACUAUUUUUGCAGUAAAGACAUAGCCCUGCUAAAAUGGUUGGGGUUAGCUAGCGCAUUUCUCCUUAAGCUGACCCAACCUCCAUCACUCUUCCUAGUGCAGACAAUCCCAAGCAUCACAUUUCUAUUUACUCCUGCGGGAACUCUGCGCCAAAAAAAUAAAAAUUCUGCACACAAUAUUUUAAAAUUCUGAAAACAAACACUACAUAAUCA
Terrapene triunguis (Three-toed box turtle) is the source of this 1240-nucleotide messenger RNA. RefSeq names its product gastrula zinc finger protein XlCGF49.1-like. Gene Ontology annotation, molecular function: DNA-binding transcription factor activity, RNA polymerase II-specific; RNA polymerase II cis-regulatory region sequence-specific DNA binding. NCBI's taxonomy places the organism in Eukaryota, Metazoa, Chordata, Testudines, Emydidae. The coding region runs from base 1 to 672 and encodes 223 amino acids. Gene Ontology annotation, biological process: regulation of transcription by RNA polymerase II. The transcript is spliced from 2 exons. The record is from RefSeq and is a predicted model, not a curated record.